ACCCUUUUUUUCUCUCUCUCUCUCUUCCCCGGUGCUGCUAAUCGCGUAUAUCUCUGCAACAAAGUAUGCUCGUUGCGAAUCGUCGUCCUCUUCGUGCUUCUUCUUCUUCUUUUUCUUAUUAUUAUUAUUAUUAUUAUUAUUAUUAUUAUUACCAUUAUCCAUCAAUCUUUCGUGGCCAACGUAGUGGCCCGUGCUACUACUGCUACUGCGUUACGAGCUCCGAACAAUCGCGUUGAGGACCUCUUUCUUCUCUCGCUAUCUUUCUCAGCGUGGGAACGACGCAACAGCGAGGAGGAGACAUCGAAGAGACCCCCUUCUUUCCUGCUUUGACCCCUCCCCCCCUUUUCGAGGCGUCGUCCUUCCUUUAUCUCCAUCUAUAUCUAUAUAUCUAUACAUAUUACAUAUGUGUGUUUUGGCUCGCGUAUCUUUAUCUGCAGUAAACUAGAGGAAUAAAUGGAAUAUAAAGUGUUAUAUACCGUCGGGGGAGUGUGAAGUGAUCGAGUGCUCCAAAUAAGAAAGAAAAAUUCGAUAAAAUAAAAUCAAAAGAGAAAAGCAAACAAGGGGAGUAAUAAGGCGAUUCCCUAGAAGCGUAUUAAAAAUUCUACGAUACUUUGGUUUUCGGAAAGUAAUACGGAGAGUAAGUGAAAAGUGCCGCGAAUAACAAGACGCUGCCAGCCUUCGCGAGUUCGCGAAUACCGGGCGGUGUAUACGCAUAUAUAAGAGGAGAAGGAGGAGGAGGACGUGGAGGAGGAAUAGCAGCAGCAGCAGCAGCUCCAGCAGCAGCAGCAGCAGCAGCAGCAGCAGCAGCAGCAGCAGCUCCAACAGCAGCAGCAGAAGCAACAGCAGCAGGAACUGGAGGAUUAGGAUUUAUCACGAUUGAAAGAAGGAAGUAAGAGAAAGGAACGUUAUCGGUGGCUAUGCAGCCUCGCGAAGCUAUUACCGGAAGAAGAUAACGCCGACACUAAGUCGGACAAAAGACGUAUCACCACGGAUCGUGGUCCACGCGCACGAGAGACGCGUAAACAUUCGGUGGCUUCGAUUAGCCAAAACAUGUGGACCACGAUGUUAGUGUGGACGGUCGCCGUCGUGCUUCUACCGUCACCCCGUGCGGUUAACGCUUCGGGGGUGUUCGAGCUAAGGUUGAAGUCGUUCGUCAACGAAUACGGAAAAGAUAGUCUGGGUAAGUGCUGUUCAGGCACUACCUCAAGGACAGGCGAAUGUUCAGGUGUUUGCAAGACCAGGUUUAGGGUAUGUCUGAAGCAAUACCAAGUGAAGAUCGACACAACGACACCGUGUACUUAUGGAGAUGUUGUUACACCUGUCCUCGGCGAGAACAUCGUUAAUCUUAGUCCAAAUGUCGCCCUGCCCAGUUUCACUAAUCCCAUCAGAUUCCCGUUCGAGUUCACGUGGCCGGGCACGUUUUCGUUGAUCGUCGAGGCCUAUCACGAUUCAAACAAUACAACGCAUCAUUCACCCGAAAAGGUACUGAUCACCAGGCUGACCACGCAAAAGUGGCUCGACGUGGGCCCGGAGUGGAUAGAGGAAGAACAUAGGAGUGCCCAUUCACGAAUGGUUUACGAGUAUAGAGUGACGUGUGCGGCGCAUUAUUACGGAAAGGGCUGUGAAAAUCUUUGCAGACCUAGAGACGAUAACUUCGGUCAUUACAGUUGCAGUCCUACCGGUGAACGUGUUUGUCUUUCGGGAUGGAAGGGCGACUACUGUGCUACUCCCCGCUGCCUGCCCGGAUGCGACGAGCAGCACGGACACUGCAGUCGACCCAACGAAUGCAUCUGUCACAGCGGUUGGAAAGGAGCCUUUUGUGAUCAGUGCGUGAGAUAUCCCGGGUGCCUUCAUGGUAGUUGCCAAAAGCCUUGGGAAUGUCUAUGCGACGAAGGCUGGGGCGGACUGUUCUGCAACCAGGAUCUAAACUACUGCACGAAUCACAAGCCUUGCAUGAACGGUGGCACCUGCUUUAACACCGGCCAAGGAUCGUACACCUGCUCCUGCGCGCCAGGCUUCACUGGUACGGACUGCCAGACACAACUUUUGGACUGUCACUCGAAGCCAUGCUUGAAUGGAGGCUCCUGUUCGAUGGAAGCAACGUACGCAAACUCGAGCGUAUCUUCCAGUGGCGGCAGCAACGCGAACGGCAAUCAUCAUCAUCGUUCGGGUUCUUCCUCUUCGCUCGAUGGCUCCUCGUCAUCGAGCAAGUUACAACGAGCAGCUUAUCGAUGCACUUGCCCACCAGGCUGGAGAGGUCGCCACUGCGAGAUGACAUCGAGAUCAUGUCGAGACUCUCCCUGCUUGCACGGCGGUAUCUGCGAGGAUGACUCGUUGAACGGCUACGUUUGUCGUUGUCCAGCAGGAUACACGGGUACCGAUUGCGAAUCCCAACUCGAUGAGUGCUCACCGAAUCCUUGCACAAAUGGUGGCACCUGCACCGACAUGGUGAACAGUUAUCGUUGCUCCUGCCCUCCUGGUUUCGCUGGAGAUCGCUGCGAGAUCAACGUCGACGAUUGCCAAGGUGAUCCCUGUCUUAACGGUGGCACUUGCGUCGACUUGGUGAAUCGCUUUAGAUGCCAGUGCGUGCCCGGAUUCGUCGGUAGACUCUGCCAAGACAAGGUCGACUAUUGCCUGGCUAAGCCAUGCGCGAACGGUGGUAGAUGCAUCUCCGGAACGAACGACUAUCGUUGCGAGUGCAAGCCCGGAUUCACGGGAAAAGAUUGCAGCGUUGACGUGGACGAGUGCCGUAGCGCACCCUGCAAGAACGGUGGCACCUGUAGGAAUCGAGUGAACGGUUUUCUAUGCGAGUGUCCGGUAGGUUGGCACGGGGAAAGUUGUGCGGAGGAGGUCGGUGUCGGUGGUACGGCCGUUUUACCGGUGGCAUCGGCCGCGAGUUCGUCCAGCGAAAGUGGUACUGCUAUUUUACCCGCAGCAGCUGCAGCUGCCGCCGCGGUACCACCCUCGGGUGCCAGCUAUUGGUCAGGAAACUUAUCGAAACACGUCACCUCGGCAGCUGAAGCUAGAGACGCCGGUUUGACGACGGAACACGUAGUGGUGAUAGCAACUCUUUCGACGGCCGUGCCAGCGUUUGUCUUGGUCGCAGCACUCGCAGUAAUGUGCAUGAAGAGGCGGCAAAAGCGCGAACAGGCGAAGGCGGACGAGGAGGCGAGAUUGCAGAAUGAAAGGAACGCGGUACACAGCAGCAUGAGCAAACGCAGCGGAGGUGUUCUCGGAGGUGGUAGCAACAGCGUCAUCGGCUCAGCUGGAGGUGGUUCGGCCGUUGGAAUCGGUAACGUCGGACUUUUGAGUGGUAUCACCGGUGGUUGCGUUGGUAGCGGAGUUACCGGUGGUGGAGUUGUCUCGGGCGGAGGUGCGGUCUCCGGGGCUGGAUUGAUCGGCUCGGCCGGUGGAAGUGUCUGCACUCUCGGUACCGGAGACGCCCAUAUGAUCAAGAACACGUGGACGGCGAACAAGAGUGUGAACAAUGCGAGUAGCGUCCGGCAGGAUGACCUGGACUCCUCGUUCCAGACCGACGUUACCCUGGACAGUUCCUGCUCGGGAUACAAAGCGGAACCGGUGCUCCAGGACGGCAGAACGAGAACGACGAAGCAGUUGAACACCGAGGCUGCAGCCCAUCGAGCGUCUCAUCUCUUCCAGAAGGAGAAGGAUUGCUUGGGCCUGGGUCUGGGUCUUGGUGUCGCUGUACUCGAAACCGCCAAGAGGUCCUCGGUCUUCGCGAAUACUCCGAGCGACGCCUGCUGCGCGGCGGAAGCGACCCUCCUGAAAAGGCCGACGACGGUAACGGAAAGUUCCGGUCCACCCGGCAGUGGAGGUGGUGGCGGCGGUGGUGGUGUCGUCGACAGUGCCUGCGGUGUUUAUGUUAUAGACGAUCAUUACAGGCAUGACGCGACCACGCUAGCGACAACACUCGCGACGGAAGUGUAGCCUCGAAUAAUACUGUGACGCAUAAAAGAACGCGUGCUUGGGACACGAAUCAAUUAGACCGCGCGCGAAUCACGAACUUGUAUUUUCUUUUCUUCUUUCCCCAUUUUUCUCUCGUUUUACCCGGCGCAUUAGAGAUCGCGUUGAUCCUCAUUCUUCUUUAACUGUGAAUCGAUGCGUUCGUUGAAACAACUCUUCGAAAGACUUACAGAUUCUUCGUUCGUGUUUCCUCGACCACGUCUUAUUUAUGACGACGAGAGGAACAACGAUGACGAUGACAUUGACGAAGACGACGACCACGACAACGACGGUGAGAUAAUCAUUAAGAUCUCUCGUCGAGUCGAGCGACGGACUAACUAAAUAGAAGCUCGUGAAUCGAGUUAAUAAAGUAACGAUAUGCUGUGGGGGCGGUUGGCGUAUUAGCCACUUACCCGUCUUUAGAUGUUAAUAAUAUUGUCAUGCUCGAAGCAAAACUUUGUACAGAACUAAUUUAUUAUUAUUGUUAUUUACUAUUAUUACGAUUGCUAUUAUUAUUAUUAUUAUUAUUAUUAUUAUUAUUAUUAUUAUUAUUAUUAAUAUUAUUAUUAAUAUUAUUAUUAUUAUUAUUAUUAUCAUCAUCAUUAUUAUUAUUAUUAUUAUUAUUAUUAUUUUUAUUUUUAUUAUUAUUAUAUUAUCGACAUUAUUAUAUUGUAUCGCAUUAUCAUUGUUCCACUAGUUCUUUUUUCAAUUGCGUGACCGUGCUUUGUCCUAUCUACGACGCGAUAUGGUAACGGAGAACAAGCUUGUAUUAAUGCGUACGUGUAUGAUCGCGAAUGUUCGCAUGUGUGUAUGCGUGUAUGUGCGUGUGUGUGUGCGUGUGCGUGUGUUUGUGUGCUCGCGCAUGUAUGUAUGCAUAUGAGAAGAAGGAGAAGAGGUUUGCUACGAAUUCGAAUCAAAAUAUUCGACCUCUUGCUCGUUCGCGCGAAUAUGGGAAAAAUCGAAAACACUUUUUGGGUCUCCUUCUGUAGAUAGCAUGAAUCGCUUAAAAUAUGCUGAAUCUGUUAGAUCGUACUAGAAUUGUUUACCAUUGAAUACUAACAUCUUCUUACAUCUUACACCUAUAAAAAAAUAUCGAAGGGAUAAAGAACGAAAAUCGAUUCGAAUUUUAUCCCUUUUAAAAUAUAAAAAGAAAAUACCUAGAGUAAGAAAGGUGACCCAAGAAACGACGAACGAAAGAUUUUAUUUCUCAUAUUUCGCGCGAUGGAAGGGAAAGAAAGAAAAAAGAAAACGAAAAAAAAAAAAAAGAAUGGAAAACCUAUUUCCGUUUAGGGCUUGGUGAUUCGAGGUAUAAUACAGCGACCUCGUUUUUUUUUCUACGCGCAGGAGAUUCGAAAUUCGUUCGAUGAACUCCCAAUCGCCAUCGAUCGGCUUUCCUCUUCGUUGAUAAAAAAAAAAAAACCAUUUUGUUUAUCGCUUAAUUGCAUUGCGCACGUGUUCGGCGAAACAAAAAAAUUCCAUCGUUUCUCGUUCUUAAAACUAAUCGCGACUUAUGUGUAUAUAAAUUAUCUAAUGUGUAUAUAUGUGUAUACAUAUGUAUAUAUAUACACACAUAUAUAUACAUAUAAAUAUGUAUGUAUAAAAAAUACCGCCGUCGUCAUCGGUAAUGUAUCAACAACGGAAUGGAUUAUUUCGAGUGUUUUUCUUUUUUUUUUUUUGGUGUGUUCUUUUUUUUUUCUUUUAGUAUUGAGUAUAGCAAAAUUCGAUAAAAUUCGAAUGGAUCCGUCUAAUUGAUUGCGAGCGUGUAUCGUAAUACUGGCAAACCAAAAAAAUUAGUACGGCUAGAUUUCCUUUUGGUUUAACAGCGCAAACGAUGCGUGUUCGUAUCCAUUCGAUCGGAUCGCACCAAUCAUUUCGGUAUACUAUCGUUUCUGUAUAUUUCUUUUUUCAUCGACGAGAUUGAAGUUCGACGAGUAAAGAAAAAAAAAAUAAAAAAAAAAAAGGAAGAACGCUCGUUAUCCUCGGCCGUCGAUGGUACGAGAAAUGCGAUGAAUAUGUGUUGUUUCCGCACGGUUAAUAACGAUUAAUUAAUUUAUUUAUGAAUGAUUAUUAUCGCGUAUAAUGAAUCAGUAUGCCGAUGGUGAUAAUGCUGAUGUGAAAGUGAUGAGAUAUGACGAUUAUAUAGAUAUAUAUAUAUAGAUAUAUAUAUAUAUGUAUAUAUAGUCAUAUAUAUAUUAUAUGUAUGUAUAUAUAUGUAUAUGUAUAUGUAUAUAUAUAUUAUAUGUAUGUAUGUAUGUAUGUAUGUAUAUACAUAUAUAUGUAUGUGUAUAUAUAUAUAUGUAUAUAUAGAAACGUACGAUGACGAUAUAACGAACAAAGAUUCGAUGAUGUUCCUGUUAUAAAUAAUAAUAAUAAUUAAAAUAAACGAACAACUCUACCAACUAAGUCAUACACAGGCUUUGGGUCUUGAUCAGCGCGACUUAACGAAGGACCUACGCGCUUAAUUAUUAUAAUUAUCGUACGCGGUUCAACAAAGUGAUGGAAAAACCGGUAAUGUUUGGAGGAUCGGCGGAAUCGAUUUUGUAUCGUCCCUCUUUCAUAAGAGGGAGAGAGUGGGGUAGAAAAAAAAAAACGAAAAGAAAACGAAAAAGUAAAAGAAUGAAAACCCCGGUAAUCCUAAUCUGCGAGACGAAUCACGUACAUAAGACCGAUUAUAUUAUAUAAAUAUAAUGUGUAAUAAAGCUGUUGUCAUUUUUUGUACUUA
Messenger RNA from Vespula vulgaris, 6685 nucleotides. It is a transcript of the gene Delta, whose product is annotated as neurogenic locus protein delta-like. Bases 1051 to 3948 code for a protein of 965 amino acids. NCBI's taxonomy places the organism in Eukaryota, Metazoa, Arthropoda, Insecta, Hymenoptera, Vespidae. The record is from RefSeq and is a predicted model, not a curated record. Gene Ontology annotation, cellular component: plasma membrane; protein-containing complex. Gene Ontology annotation, biological process: multicellular organism development; heterophilic cell-cell adhesion; cell communication. Gene Ontology annotation, molecular function: calcium ion binding. The transcript is spliced from 6 exons.